Silurus meridionalis is the source of this 2771-nucleotide messenger RNA. RefSeq names its product spindle pole body component 110-like. The record is from RefSeq and is a predicted model, not a curated record. The transcript has 12 exons. The coding region runs from base 599 to 1804 and encodes 401 amino acids. NCBI's taxonomy places the organism in Eukaryota, Metazoa, Chordata, Actinopteri, Siluriformes, Siluridae.
AGAAAGAAAGAAAGAAAGAAAGACCAUUUUUUAUUAAAAAUAUAAAUAAAUCGAUGUAAAAGAGGCGAAAUUAAAACCUUCAGCUCAACACGUUUAUUAACGGCGUCCUUUUUUCUUUCUUUUUUUUUAUAAGAUAUAAAAAGUAAAUGAACUACACAGAAAAAAAUCACAUUUGUUUUACUGAAAAAGAACUUAAACGAACUUAAAUCCCUCAGUCUUAAUAAUAAAUACACAUUUCCAUAAAACAUCCAUAUUUACCCAUGUUCAUUAAAGUAUUUAAAAAACUUAUUCAUUUUAAACAUUUUAAACAUGCCUGCACCGCCCCCGUGCGGUGGAUGUGUGUACAUUUAAACCAAAAUAAAAGGUUGAAGUGUAAAACAAUUAAAUACAAUUAAAUACAAUUAAAUACAGUUGAAUGUCUGUUACGAGUAGGACUGAAGUUGCUGUAUACUGGUAUACUGGACCACUGAUAGAUGGAUAGUUAAAGUUUGCUCUGUGACGUAACAGAGGCUGCAGGUAUGAAAAGGCGGCGCGCGGCGCGGCGGGGGUUCAGUGUGCAGUGUAACUGAAGGAAGGUUGAGUCUCUUCACGAUACGUGAUGAUGUUCCCGACGUUUGAUAUUCCACUGCGCCCCCUGUUGUAUGCGGCUGGAAUUGCAGCCGCGUCGGCCGGAGUUUAUUUUCUGUUAAAGAAGCGCCGCUAUAGGGUCCUACAAACGGGCUCUGGAGUUGGAGCUGUUUGUGCGCUGGAUCCAGGUUUGAUGUGCGACACGGAUGAAGGUCGAGAUGCACAGAGAUGCAGCGCCGAACCCGAGGUGUUGGAGCAGAUGGAGACGCUGUUGGGUUCAGUGCAGCAGCUGACCAAAGAGGUCUUGGAGAUACGCAGUAUCUGUGAGCAGAUUGAUAGUGAAAGGCAGCGAGAGCAGGAGGCCUACAGAAUCCUCAGGGCCGAGUAUGACCAGAUGAGAAAAGCUCUGAAAAUUCGAGAUAAAUUAUACAAGACGAAAUAUCGGGAGGCGUUGGAUACCAAGGUUCAGCUGGAGAACAAAAUCUUUAACCUGGUGUCCGAGAUGAACAAGGUGAAUGAUUUUUUGAGGCAGCUGGAGAAGGAGCUCUCGGAGUCCAAUAGAACGUAUAAGAAGGAACAACAGGACCAAGACGCCAUACAGGACAUUCACAAAUACUUGGUCUCCGAUUGCAAUUUAAUGGAGUCUGGUCCAACUCAGAAAAUCGAUUUCCCAAUGGCUUCCAAAGAAAAAUCUGAAAUGUACGCAAAGUCCCUGUCGGAACACCUAGCCCUAAUGGAAAAGUACAGCGAGUUGCUGAAGGAAUACGAGCACGAGCGCGAGUCUCACGAAGCCCUGAAGCUGCAGUAUGAACAGACGAUGAAGGAAUGUUCAGACAAACAGAAUCCACUGACGAUGUUCCAGGGCACUCAGGACAUGGAAAACAAGCGUUUUUUGGAGAAGGUAAAUUCAGAGUUAAGGAUCCACAAGUUUAAACUGGAAGAGAUGGUGCGGGAGCUCGAUCGAUUCCAUCACGACCUAGAAGUAACGUGCGGGGUUAUAAAGGAGGAUAUCGAUCGAGCACAGGGCAGUUUCAACACUCUACAGUCGCGGUGUGAUGAGACCAUGAAACAGCGCGACGAGUUACUCCAGGAGAUAGAGAAAGAGCGCUUCGCUCACAUCACUCUGAAGAAGGAGGACAGCGAGAUGACGGAAGUUGAAAAAGAGGGCAACAAUAAUCAGGAUAUGGAUCACCUCAGUCAGGAAUUUAAGGAGCUAACAGCAGGGGGCGGUGUUUAACACCUGGAUACACGAAGUCAGUGACUGUGUGAGCCCGUUCCUGUAAUGCUCUCCUGGUCUUCACUGGUGGUUUUCUUUUCCACUGGAGGUGGAGGGGGGUGAGGUUUGAUGCUCUGCGAGGUCGGCUUCUAUACCGACACGAGAAACUGAAAAGACGAAUAGCAGCAGGAUGAGUGAAGAGAAAAGUUCCCAAGUACCACCGCACUGACUCCCGUUCCUCUACUGCUGUUUUAUUAAAAAUUUCACAAAGAACUAAUACCAUGAUUACCAUCAAUCAAAAUAUUAGUGAUAUCCAGACACACCCUUAUCUAGAGCAACGUACAAUUAUAUAAUUUAUACAGGAGUUGAAAGUUAAGGGCCUCACUCAAGGGCCCAGUAGUGGUGGGAUUUGAACUCAUAACCUUCCAGUCUAAAGCCUUCACCACUGAGCAACAUAGUAAUGACACUCGAAGCUGAUGAUGGUGAUGGUCUGGGUUUUUUUUUUUUGGGCUAAUGCUCUAAUCAACAUGACAACCCAUAUGUGCUUCUUCUCCAUGUGCUUCUUAAUCAUUACUGUCUCCCAACAACCAAUCACCAAUCACCAAUGUUUUACAGUAACCAAUCACUAAUCACCACUAUCUCCCAACAACCAACCAUUGAUCACCAUUUUCCCAACAACCAAUCAUAGUCUCCCAACCACCAAUCACUAAUCACCACUGACUUCACAGCAACCAAUCAUAAAAUACAUAUAAAGACACAGGGAUUCAUAUUAUUUAUUAAUUUAUUGAUAUUAUUAAUUUAUUUAUUUUUUUGUAUAUAGAUUUUUUACGUCUAUAUUUUGUAAUACAGACUCAGUGCCACUUUAAAACUGAGACAACAAAAAAAAUACAACAAACUAAUAUAUGCCAAAUAUAAUCAAUUUAUACUAAAUGCAAUAAAAAGUGUAUGUUGAGUAAUUUUGUAAAGUUUUUUUCCAUAGAAAAAUCUC